This is a messenger RNA of Asparagus officinalis (garden asparagus), 2614 nucleotides long. RefSeq lists its product as uncharacterized. Gene Ontology annotation, biological process: translation. The transcript is spliced from 10 exons. The record is from RefSeq and is a predicted model, not a curated record. The coding region runs from base 1 to 2388 and encodes 795 amino acids. Gene Ontology annotation, cellular component: ribosome; small ribosomal subunit. NCBI's taxonomy places the organism in Eukaryota, Viridiplantae, Streptophyta, Magnoliopsida, Asparagales, Asparagaceae. Gene Ontology annotation, molecular function: DNA-binding transcription factor activity; DNA binding; RNA binding.
AUGAAGACCAACUUUGGGAGUUUUAAGGAAUGUUGGGCAAGUAUUGAAAACUCGAUUAGGAUUGAUCCUGACCCAGUUUUUGGCUUGUCUUAUAAUUGGCUACCCUUCUUGGAUUCUUUUGAAGAAUCUUCAUGUUUUACUCUAAAACGUUUGGACUGGGAGGAAUUGGAAAAUGUAGAAGCUGUCUGCUCCAGCAAGUUUGUUCAUCUGAGGAAUUUUUGUGCUAGUUUGGGAUCAAGAAGGCACUCAAUUCUUGAUUUUGUUGCUUCUACCACAUCAGCCACUGCCUCAUUUGCAAUGGAUGCCAGUACCAGCCCGAACUCCAACUUUUUACCGAACUUUUCAGUGCCCCCUUCAGUUCCUCAGCCUACUACUAAUUUUCUUGCUCCUGUGUUUUCCCAAAACAAUGUGCUGUCAACAGAAGAAACGAGUUUUUUCAAUCUUAAACUUGAUGUCGAUGGCUGUUUGAGGGAACUGAGGAAGAGGGAUCUGGAAACAACACAGGUAGAAAGGGAUGGGAUGGGGAGCAACAAAAGGAUUGGUUGGGAAAUGAACUUUCCGACUUAUUCUAUGUUUGCUACUGCAUCCACCCCCUCACCCUCUGUUUCUCGUAAGAACACAAAACUGAAGUUUGUGCUUGAGAAGCAGUUGACAAAAAGCGAUGUCAGCUCAGUGGGGAGGAUCCUUCUGCCCAAGAAGCAGGCAGAGGCCGAGCUUCCAAUUUUGGAAGAUAAGUGGGGCAUCAGUCUUACUGUUAGGGAUGCCUUAUCUUGUGAAAAGUGGACAAUGAGAUACAGAUAUUGGCCAAACAAAUAUAGCAAGAUCUAUGUCCUCGAAAACACAGGUGAUUUCAUUAGAAAGAAUAAUCUGAAGCCUGGGGACUUCAUUGCUAUAUAUCAGGACAACAGAAAGAAAAAUUUUGUUUGUGCCAGAAAAACUGAAAGGCCUCCAUUCCCCUUGGAACUUAUUGCUACGGAUGAAGAAGAGGAUGGAAGAGAUAAUAGUCAAACAGCUGUUCAAAGCUAUGACUAUUCAGCAAGUUCUCCAGGGAAUAUCACCGUUGCUAGUGAUCCUGCAAGUUCCUCAGCUGAUAUCGCCCCUGUUGGUGAUCAUGCAACAGAGCCAAUUGUGAAACCAUGGGAUUCUUGGGAUCAUGGUUCUGGUGAUUCAUGGACUGAUGGUUUUGGUGUUGAUCACAACUUGAUGGACUUCUAUAACUGCAACCAUACACAAUAUCGAAGGUUGCUGAGUUUUGAUGAUCGAGAUCUUUCACUCUUUGAUUUUAGCAGGCCAGAAGAAGAUGAUACUGAAACGAGCAGAGCCAGUAAGAAGAAAGGCUUGGAGGAUAAAUUUGCAAAUAAUAUAGGUGAAUAUAUGCAAAAACUCAACCGGCCCGCCUUCCCGAAAACCGCAAAGAUAGCCGAGCAUAAAGCGCCCCCCCCCCCCCCCCCUCCACAUUCACCUUCAAACCCCACCUCCCCAUGGCCUCACUCUCCUCCCUCUCCUCCUUCUCCUCCCCUCUACCUCUCCCUCCCCUCCCCUCUCUCCUCCUCGUCCUUCCCUUGCCCUCCCUCCCUUACCCUGAAACCCAAACCCCUCCCCUCCCUCACCCUCAACCCCACCCGCGCCCAACCUCCGACGUCGACACCUCCUCUUCGACAACGGGGACCCCAACCAAGUAGCAUCCCUUCGCACCCCCCAUCCCCUCCCGAGGGCUACACCCCUCCUCCCUCCUUCGACGAGCUCCCUCCCGAGUCCGAGGACGAGAUCGCCGCCGCCUACGAGGAAAUCUACGGCCCCGCCUACAGCGGAUUCAGCGUCCUCGGCAACGAUGUCUACGUCAUGGAUUCCAAGGUGAAGAAGAGCAGCGGGAGCGGGCUCGGGAGGAAGAAGAGGGAGAAGGCCAACGACGGGUUCGAUGAGAGGGUGGUUCAGGUGAGGAGGGUGACGAAAGUGGUGAAGGGAGGGAAGAACAUGAGUUUUAGGGCGGUGGUCGUUGUUGGGGAUAAGAAGGGGAGGGUCGGUGUUGGGGUCGGGAAGGCCAAGGAGAUUGUUGAUGCGAUCGCCAAGUCGGCGGCGAAUGCGAGGAGGAAUAUCAUUGCCGUGCCCAUGACUAAGUACUUGACUUUCCCGCACAGGGCUGAUGGAGAUUAUGGAGCAGCGAAGGUAAUGCUGAGGCCUGCUUCACCUGGUACCGGUGUUAUUGCUGGGGGAGCAGUCAGGAUAGUUUUGGAGAUGGCAGGUGUGGAGAAUGCUCUUGGGAAGCAACUCGGAAGCGAUAAUGCCCUCAACAAUGCAAGAGCCACUCUGGUUGCUGUGCAAAAGAUGAGGCAGUUUAGAGAUGUUGCUCGUGAGCGCGGUAUUCCAAUGGAGGAACUCUGGAAAUGAUUGACAGAUGGAGAUUAAUUCUCUUUUUUUUCAUGCUUUUUUCUUUCGGUGUUGUAUCUUCAUCAAAGUAGAGAGUUGUGCAUUUUGUUUUUGUUUUUUUUUCUUUGUACCUCAUGAGAUGGAAAAGCUUGUUUAAAUGGAAUCAUCUGAAACUGUGCCUUAAUUUGUACACGGUUACUGGGUUAUUUUCUUAUUUGGGAUAUAGUCAAAAUGCUUCUUGAGAUAA